UCACUCACACUCUCGCUCAGCUGAGAUUCAGAGGUGGAGAGCAAAGAUUCUCUCUGGGAGAAAAAAAGGGGGGAAGGGUACCAGAUUUUCCUCCUCUGUCACCAAGAAAGAGAUAUAAAGAAGAAAAAAGGUAGAGUGUUAAUUUUGAGGGAGGGGUGGUUACUCUCAUCAACCCUGCCUUCUGCACAUGCUCAGCUCUGCUGCACAACUGUGUUCCCAGAUGGAGAGGAUGCAGGGAGAGGGAGAGGGAGAGGGGGACCACCUGGAGCGACCGGGCCCGCUGACUGACAAAGAGAGGCUGAUGAUCCAGGACUCCUGGGCAAAAGUCUACCAGAACUGUGACGACGUCGGGGUGGCCAUCCUAGUCAGGCUGUUUGUGAACUUCCCAUCGUCCAAGCAGUACUUCAGCCAGUUCAAGCACAUCGAGGAGUCGGAGGAGCUGGAGAGGAGCGCCCAGCUUAGGAAGCAUGCUCGCAGAGUCAUGACUGCCCUCAAUACACUGGUGGAGAGUCUUGACAACUCAGACAAGGUGGCAUCAGUGCUGAAGGUGCUGGGCAAGGCCCACGCACUGCGACACAAAGUGGAGCCUGUGUACUUUAAGAUCCUGAGUGGUGUGAUACUGGAGGUCCUGGGAGAAGAGUUUUCAGAGGUCGUGACAUCCGAGGUGGCGGCGGCAUGGACCAAACUCUUGGCUACAAUCUGCUGCAGCCUCAUAGCCGUCUAUGAGGAAGUGGGCUGGACUAAGCCAACCUCAACCGAGUGAAGCUUUUAGUCUGGGUUUUUUGGACCAUGAACUCCCAGAGACUUCUACUGUUUGGGCCACGGCCUCAUAAGAGAGGGAUGAGUUACUGACCUUUGACGGGAAGCAAUGUAUCUGGGGACAAAACUGGGGAAUACAGUUUAAUGUAAUCUAAGAUAGUCGUGGGCUGAUGGGACAUAUACGCUCUAAAUAAGAACAGGUACUGUGCCCUUUUCAUGGCUGACUGUGUGUGUGUGUGUGUGUGUGUGGGUGUGGGGGGGGGGUGUGUGUGAGAGAGAGAAAGUAAAAAAAUCUCCUUGUUUUUUUAUACUCUUGUAAAGGACCAAACUAUUUUAAGGAGAGAGCAAAGAAGAAGAGAAUGAAAAUGCAACCGUAACAGUGGACAAGAGGUCACAUUUGACUUGGAUGUGCCUUCUACCGAAUGUGUAUAUCUAAAACAAACUGAUAUGUAAAUACUUCUAAAUAUCAUGUGAUGUUUCCUCUUAUCAGCCCGUGUCCACUUGUGCUCACUUUAUCAGAUAUUAAGAAGACAUUUUUACAUUUAUAGCAGUGAAUUGUGAUGAUUGUAAUUUUUUUUCAUUAUGACUCACCUUUGUAUCUGUAUUUAACACAAUUUUCAAAUAAAAAUACAAACAAAACCCUUUGA
This is a messenger RNA of Sebastes umbrosus (honeycomb rockfish), 1406 nucleotides long. Its product is annotated as cytoglobin-1-like. The transcript is spliced from 3 exons. The record is from RefSeq and is a predicted model, not a curated record. Gene Ontology annotation, biological process: oxygen transport. Gene Ontology annotation, molecular function: iron ion binding; oxygen binding; heme binding. NCBI's taxonomy places the organism in Eukaryota, Metazoa, Chordata, Actinopteri, Perciformes, Sebastidae. Bases 188 to 763 code for a protein of 191 amino acids.